AAUAAAUUUUGAAUGGAAAUUUUGAAUGUUGCAAAGAUGUAUUUUCUUGAAUUAAUUACUUAUUUAGGCAACAGUGUAAAUUAUUAGUUAUAAAACGACGGAGCUGUGAAUAAUAAAUGAAGAUGGCUUUUAUUAUGCACAAAUUAUACGGUAGUUUAGACUAAUCUGAAGGGGCGUCUCUAGUCUAUUGUAAAGACUAUUUUAAGUGGGCUACAGUUUCCGUAAAUUACUUUAAAAUAUUGUACGGGAAAACAAUUAAAAUGUUAGCGUUUUAAUGUGUAUAGAUGGACUUUGAAUAUAUGGAAGCUCAUUGGGUUGUAAGAGACUCUUAUUAUGUAAACUGCUCUGCUACGUCAAGCAUGACGUGAGAUCAGCUGGGACCGUGAACAAAAGCUUUGGCAAGUCAAGUUAGAAAUGUGCUUUAAUGUGAGUGGCGCUGCGUGAUUUUUUCACGCAUAAAAACCAUUGUGACUGUAACUGAUGUUCACUGUGAAAUCCAUAAAGUGAACUCGUUUUUCCAGAUGAACCUUCAUCCUCAUGCAAAACAAUGGACGCUAAAGGAAAACUGCAUACAGGGAUGAGAUGAAGUCUGUAUCAUUUACCCAGUGGAAUCCGAGCAAAGCCAGAUGUGCGACUCUACAGUCAGAUAAAUGCACUCCAGUGAAGCAUUAAUACAGCCAAAAGGACCUCAUGUCAUUUCUGGACUGCACCUGUAUCUCUACUCACUCACAAGUCCAGUCCAUCAGCAUAGAGGAGCAGUAUGAAGACAUCAGCCACCAGGUCUCGAGCAGUGAUGUCUCUCCGUGUUCUGUGUUGACGGCUGACGAUGACGUCACAGGUCUUUCCACUGACCCCGCCCACUAUCAGCUGCUGUCACAUCUGGGGCGGGGCUUCAAUAACCUCAGUCAGGUGAGCGUGUCGCGUCACACUCCAUCCGGUCGGCUGGUGGUGGUGAAAAACACAAAUCUGGAUGAGUGUACGGAAGAUGAGCUCCUGCAUUUGAUGAACGAGGUUUUGUUGUCCAGGUUGUUUCGUCACCCAAAUCUUCUGACUUCCAGACUGGUGUUCAGCUCGUGCUGUGAGCUCUGGGUUCUGUCUCCGCUCAUGAGUUACGGUUCUGCAGACUCUCUGCUCAGGGCGUAUUUUCCAGAUGGAAUGAGUGAGUCUCUGAUAGCGUAUUUGCUGUAUGGGGUGUUGAAAGGCCUGGAGUACCUGCACCACAUGGGAUAUGUGCACAGGGGUGUGAAGGCAAGUCACGUGUUGUUGUCGGCAGAGGGUCGUGUGUGUUUGUCAGGACUUCAGAGUGUGUACAGUCUAAUGAAGGAUGGCAAGAGGAUGAGGGUGGUGUAUGAUAUGCCUCAGCACAGUCCGUCUCUUCUGCCAUGGUUGAGUCCUGAGCUACUGCGACAGGAUCUUCAUGGCUAUGGUGUGAAAUCAGACAUCUACAGUCUGGGAAUCUUGGCUUGUGAGCUGGUCACUGGCCGGGUGCCCUUUCAAGACAUGCCGCCUACUCUGAUGCUGCUUCAGAAGUUAAGGGGGUCUCAUUCUUGUCUCCUCGACGUCUCCCCUUACCCACUCGGAGACCUCGGGGCGCUCAAAGUGUCCCGUUCUGGCGUGGAUUCGGGUAUCGGCGAGAGCGUCGCAACUGGAAGUCUGACUCGCACGGCCACCGCAGAGAGACCCCAGAGCCCCGCCCCCAAAAACCACUCGGCUACUCUGCACAACCUGGUCGAACUCUGCCUGCAACAACAGCCUGACAGCAGGCCCUCAGCAAGUGCUCUCCGCACCCACCCCUUCUUCAGACAGGUAAAGAAGCACACAAGAGACUCCUUCCUCAGUUUGAUGUAUCCAGCCGUGCCAAUGUCCUGCCCUCCAGACACACCUCCAUCUGAAACCCCUACAAAGACCUGUAACAGCCCCUCGCCCACCAACAAUGAGCCAGAAGAUGAGAUGUGGGACUUUUCCUAACCCCCCCAUUUAAUUCUCACUCCAUUCCUAAAUAUAGCCUUAUAAUACAAUUCCCUUUUCUCUUCUAAGACAUGGUCUCUUUAAAUAUCGCGCAGGUCAUCUUAAAGGGGUAGUUCAUCUAAAAAUGGAAUAUUCAGUCAUCAUUUAUUCAUCAUUUAGCCUCUCGUUCAUAACCCUUGAGUUCAAUGACUCUUUCUUAUGUGGAACACAAAAAAAGAUAUUUUGCUAAAUGUGGUCAUACAGUGGAAGCCAACAUUCUUCAAAAUAUCUUCUAUUGUGUUCUGUAGAAGAAAGUAAGUCAUACAGGUUUGAAAUGACAUGAGGGUCAGUAAAACAUGAAAUCAUUUUUAUUUUUGGGUGAAAUAUAUCUUUAAUUGUCCGCGGAGCUUUUUAGAUAUCUACAAUUAUGAUAUCUACAAUUAAAAUUUCAAUGUGCAGUUGUAAAUGUGACCAUGCCUUUACUAAUUUAACCACGUAUCUAUCAUUUAUUGUGUUUAAAAAUGCCUCUACAUUUAGUAUUUCAAGAAUCUGAUAUGUACAGUAUGUCUAAUAUAAGACUGUAGAUCAGUGGUUCUCAGACUUUUUCGUUAUGUGGCCCCCUUUGUGCAGGGUGCAUCGCUUUGCGGCCCCCCCCUAAAAAAAGACUUAAUAAAACUUUAAUUAAACCAAAAACAUAUUCACUUAUAGAAUUCUGUUACAUCAAUUUAUUAUAAAUUUCUAUAUUUCAUAAAAUGCCACAAAAUCUAUGCUCCCCCCUGGAUCCAUCUUGGGUCUCCCAGUUUGAGAACCACUGCUGUAGAUCAAUUAUCACCACAAACCUAAUAUACUGUGCUGUAUUUACUCUCUUUUAGCUAUGCCAAUACUUUCUCAACCACUCGGAACGUUUUGGUUUGUUAUACUCUGGGAUUUCUUUUGCUUUUACUGAUGGUUUAGAUUCCUCCAUCAUUAGAAUCUGUGUAGAGAAUAGCACACUAACAUUCUCUUACUACUGCUGCAGUAUAUAGUAAUCAUAGUAUGUAAAUCAUCUGUAUGCACACUGCAUGGAAUGCUGUGUAUCACAAUGCAAUAUACUUGAUCUUCCAUUUUCAGUAUGACAAGUGCACCUGACAUAUAUAUAAAUAUAAUUUUUUUGUAUUUUUUUAACAUAAUUAUUUCAUAAAACUGACAAACAAUGUUUAGUUUGUUAAAUUAUAAAGCUCCAAGAUGACAACUAGACACCAUGCGCUGAAUUAAACAUACAUAGCAUACUACACCAUUGUUUAAAACACAAUGUAACAAUUUGUUUCUAAAGUUGUGUUUCGCUUAAAUUUUUUCUGUUUCUUUAUGACGUUUAACAUGCUGAAUACGAAAAACACAUAAUUAUUUUACCAUCAAUGGUACUCGAAAAAACCUAAAAAAUAUUUUCACACAUUUAAACAUUUCGGUAUUAUUACUCGUAUGCAGAUAUUACAAGGUACUGCCAUAACACUGAGCUCAAAACAGAUACUAAAAAUGAGUUGUCCAAAACUUCAGAAGUGUAUAUUUGAUAGUUUUUGUCUCUUAUGACCAGUGUUGGGUAAGUUACUCUGAAAAAGCAAUCAACUAUUUACUAAUUACAUACUCAAUAGUGUAAUUAGAUUACUGUACAAAUUACUCUCUCCAAAGAGUAUUUAAUUAUUUAUUACUCAUUAUUUGUCCUACGUCAACCAUGGUUAGAAUUGAUUCAAGGAUAGACACGAAACAGCUCUUUUAAUUCAUUCAAAUAAAUAAUAUAAAACUAGAUAAAGUAGUAUUAUUAACAGACCAAAGUAUUACAAAUGUGAGAAUUAUACAUUAAAGCAUUAAGGAUUUUAAAGUUAGACUGUCAGUUAGACUGUUGUGAUGUCAGUUCCACUAUUGCAUACACUUAUAUUACACAAAGUAUUUAGUUUAAUUACAUGAGAAGUAACUGUAAUUAAAUUACAGAAAAAAUAGAGUAAUACCUUAUUUUACUUGUUCAAUGGGAAAGUAAUUAAUUUACAGUAACUAAUUACUUAGUAACUAGUUACACCCAACACUGCUUAUGACUACUGUCCUCACGAACCAAGUUCCAGACGUAGGCACCCAUUAUCGCUUCAUUCCACCUUCCCUGUUCUAAAGAACUUUCUAAAAUUGUCUGACAGUGACGAUUGGAAAAUAAUUUUUUAAAUAUGUGAAAAUUUUUACAAUUUUUGUUCAUUUGCAAUAUAGCGAUAUAUUGUAAUUAAUGAUAUAAUCUCAAAAUUUACUUGAGCUACAUAUACACUAAAACAUUGAUGCUACAUGAAAAUAAAUAUGAUUGCAAUAAUUAGCACCACAUAAUUGUACAAGAAGUAUAAAAAGGUUGGGUUGUUUUUGUACACUGUGUAAUUGCACUAUAUAUACUUUUUACAUUCUAUAUUUUAAGAAAUAGUAUGCGUCAUAUACUGCACAGUUUACUAUACUAUAAGCAGCACACUUGUAUUCCAUUCCAGGUAUAGCCUUACAUUAGAAGUGUGAUCAGACCUUGCUGUUUGAUGUUCACAAGUCCACAAGCAGCCUAUCAGGUCAUGUCAUCAAAUCACUAGAUGUGAGUGAGGUCAUCAAACUGAGCCAUGAGUUUGCAUGUGUGUCCUGUGGUGUUUGUGAAGGACGCUCCCCUGUGCCAGUGAAUUUUUAAAGAGUGUCUGUGUACAUAUUAAUGUGUGUGACUGUGAGUAUCUCUGUGUAUUAACUGGCGUUCUGUGAAGAAACUGCACACGUUUAAAUCCUGUGAAGAAAAGCAAACCAUCAGUGCUGUGCUGUUCAACCCACCCAUCAAUACUGCCUCAAUAUGCUGUAUGCUCUGAAUGGGAUUUUAAUGAAUCCUGGUUAAACUGAUGAACCGAGCAGCUUUAACUGUGACUGAUAUUCUACUUGCUGAAGACAUUUUAUGUUUUUUUUUGUUACUUGUAUGAUACAUUUAGAUUUAUGAUAAAUAUAUUCUUACCUUGUUUCUUAACUCAUUGGUGGUGUG
Messenger RNA from Triplophysa rosa, 4960 nucleotides. It is a transcript of the gene stradb, whose product is annotated as STE20 related adaptor beta. NCBI's taxonomy places the organism in Eukaryota, Metazoa, Chordata, Actinopteri, Cypriniformes, Nemacheilidae. Gene Ontology annotation, molecular function: ATP binding; protein kinase activity; protein serine/threonine kinase activator activity. The transcript has 13 exons. Gene Ontology annotation, biological process: protein phosphorylation. The record is from RefSeq and is a predicted model, not a curated record. Bases 691 to 1968 code for a protein of 425 amino acids.